AUGUCUCUUCCUAACGUCUCCGCCGAUCUCGUCUGGGAGAUCACCCGCAACAACAACUCCUACCUGGUCAAGCGCAACACAGGAGGUGGUGUCCAGUUCUCCCGCGACCCUCUCAACCUGGCCAACAAGAACUCCCGCAAGCACGCCGGAUACGUCAACGAGAAGGCCGUCGGUAUCUCUGCCCAGGGUGACAAGGGCGUCCACGUCGUCUCCAAGACCAAGGCCUCCAGCCAGCCCGCAAAGAACGCCCACAAGCGGACCUUCGGCUCCCACAACCGCAAGACCUUCAAGAACAUUGCCUCUUCCACCGCCAAGUCCGGAUACCGCCCCGACCUCCGUGAGGCUGCCAUUGCCCGUGCCUCCGCCAUCCGCCGAUCCCAGCGUCCCGUGAAGCCCGAGCCCGAGAGGAAGCUGCGUGGCAACGCCGCCAAGAAGGCUGCUCAGGAGUAA
Molecule: messenger RNA, 450 nt
Organism: Diaporthe citri
Lineage: Eukaryota; Fungi; Ascomycota; Sordariomycetes; Diaporthales; Diaporthaceae
Exons: 4
Coding region: 1-450 (149 amino acids)
Biological process (GO): translation
Cellular component (GO): cytosolic large ribosomal subunit; ribosome
Molecular function (GO): structural constituent of ribosome
Source: RefSeq, a predicted model, not a curated record